This is a messenger RNA of Anopheles gambiae (African malaria mosquito), 20151 nucleotides long. RefSeq lists its product as uncharacterized. The coding region runs from base 3555 to 9713 and encodes 2052 amino acids. Lineage: Eukaryota; Metazoa; Arthropoda; Insecta; Diptera; Culicidae. Gene Ontology annotation, biological process: regulation of transcription by RNA polymerase II. The transcript has 19 exons. Gene Ontology annotation, molecular function: double-stranded DNA binding; transcription coregulator activity; protein binding. The record is from RefSeq and is a predicted model, not a curated record. Gene Ontology annotation, cellular component: nucleus.
GUAUUUUGUGCUGUAAUAUGGAUCGUCUCCAAUGCUCCUACUUUUUGAAACAAAACCUGGAUGAAACAUUAAUAAGAGAAAAUCAAAAAUAGGUAGGAUUCACAUCCAUUUUCUGACCCCUUCUUGAACUGAUUGUACAUUUGUCCAUUCACCCGUCGUUCAUCCGGAUCAUACGAAACGAAAACAGAGCAUUUCUUGGCAAACGGCAGCAGCAACCGGCACUUUCGUUGCCUGUGUCGUCACGUAAAUCUCCACCAUACUGCACACGGCCCACACUAACCUUCGUCCUUUCGACUCUUUCGACCUCGUACCCUAGUCUCAUGCAUUCGUUUCCGUUCACCGAAACACCAAAAUCGACCAACAUUUGCCUGGUCGCAUACAAGUUUGAUCGAGUUUCGCAUACAACUUGCACUCAACUUGCCGUACACCGGGCGAACUGCUUUGCAAGGAUAAAACCGCACGUGAAGGAUAAAAAUCGACGAACCGCCAACCAGCCGAUUGUGGAGCCGAUGCGCGUUAAAACAAACAUCGAAUUCCCGAACAUACACGAGUUGCGCUCGGGUGAAAAAGGAAAAACCACAACAAAACAGCUGAAUGGUUCGGGUUUCCUUGUUUUCUUCCCUUUUGCCAACCGAAGUCCUUUUCGGUUACGGCUUUCCACAUGGUGAAAAGCCAUGCUGUGGGCUCGUUCGCUCCCUCGUUGGAGCUAGUAGUUUUGGGAGGUGCGCAAUACGGUUGUCUUUGUUCCACUGCUGGCGGCAAUGAAAUCAUCCUUUAUGGGAAAACAGAGUCGAUCCUUUUUCAAGAUUUUCCCUACACUGGUUGUCUUGCUCGUGUACGCGUCAUUUGCCUCUCCACGGAUGUGUUACACAUGUUCAUCCCUUUCCCACGCGUAAUGAGCUUUCCCAGGUGCAUGCGUUUUCCCGCCGGCCCUCCCAUGCACGGUGUGGUGAAUGUCGGAAUUUCGGGAUCGGAAUGCUCGGGCUGGCGAGAAACUGGGCCUUUUGUCAACGGAGGGUCAACCCGUUACUUUCAGUGCCGUUUAUCCUUCCGCCGGGAUAGGAAGCUCUUGAACGCCCCGGAGCGUACGCGCGUGUUCGCCCACCCUUAGUUCUCUUCUCCUCGCGUCUUUUUCCAGACACACUCGCCCUCGCGCCCUCUCUCUCACUCACUCUCUACCACUCUCUCUCACUCUAUGUGUGUGUGAAUUGAUGUCAAUACGUUCAUGUGUCUGUGUGUGUUCGUGUAUGUGUACAUCGCCGUCUAGUGUGUCCGUGUGUCGAUCGUGUGUUCGGUGUAAAUGUCCUAAAGGAGGGCAAUAAAUUCCAGGCGGCCUCAGGAAGGUCCAGAGGUUGCAGAGCAAGAAGGGACAACCCACCUGCCAGGAAGAGACCCUUGUGGUGUCGAAAUACGGCCAACAAAGGUGUAUGGAAUUGAAAAUUAUUGCAUCUGAAGGGCAACCUGUGCUAUCUGUCCUUGAAUUUGCACCACCGAAAGAUCGAAAGAAUUAGCAGCCCGUACAGUAGUGACCCCUGAACAGACCCGUGGGUGGUGGUUAGAGGCAAGAGCAAAGAAACUAUUUGCCACCAUCAGCAAAUAAUGUGCAACAAUAAGGAAAAUAUAUACGAAAACAGUAGCUCGUUGCAGAUCGUCGUCUUAAUGUCGUCAAUGUAUUUGGUUCGAUUACUGUCCGAGUGAGAGAGAGACCCUUUGGUUCGAUUUGAUACGUUCGCAUUUUGGUGUGCGUGUCGUGUGUUGUGUGUUGUGUAUGUGUGUUGAGUGUAAAAAUUGGUGUCGUGCGAAAAUCGGGAACAAACGACCUUUUGCUUCCCAUGUGUGUGCUCUAAAUGUGGUUACAUUGAUUUUCCAACGUUUGAAUGUCGUACAAUGUCGGUCGAUGUCGCUUAAUGAAGCUUAAUCUAGCGAAGUUCAGUAGAGCGGCAAUGAAAUGAAUGCAAAACAGUACGAGAAUAAUGGAAAUGAAAGCCUGAUGAGUUAAGAAACCCCUUCAUUGGAGCAUCGAGUUGAACAAAACGUGUCAGUAUUAUUGUAUGAAGACAUAUCCGUGUACUUAAGUCUUGAGUUUGGAGUGAAACAAUGUCACCCAAAAGGACAACAGUGCAAGUGUUUCGGUAUCAAUUCAGCAUGAAUCUUUCCGAAAUUGGUAGAAUUAUGAAACUAUUUAUUAUGUUAGAUUGAGCGAUAAAACGGUAAAAUCAUCAUAAAUCAACAGUGAGUGCACCUGAGACCGGUGUUGAAGGAGUCAAUCCUCACAGUGAGCGAGAGUGAUUUGUGGUCUGUGGGAGGAAAAAAUUGAAAAAAAAAUCAGCAAGUGAAGAAAAUAUCAAAAGAAGCAAUAAAAGGUACAAUAGAAAUGAUGCACGAUAGCGCACGGCGAGAUUUGAUAAUUGAAACGUCAAAGUGUGACAACAUCGUUGCGUGAAGUGAAGUGAAAAAAGUGUUUUUUAGCCAAGUGAACGCACCUGGGCCAACACGGUAAUGCAUUCUGUGAAGUGAAUUAUGUAAAAAGAAUGCUCCUUUAACUUGAAACCUAACACGCGAGCGGUUUGAAGAGGCAAAUAAAAAACGCAUAAAACACAUACCACGCUAGUUCGUUCAGCACAGUUCAAACAAAUAUCACGUGCGGCUUAGUGUCACACGCGUGUCACACAACGGUCGAGCAUUGCGCGCUCAGCCCAUUCCCAAAUCCGGUGCGGUGGACCUGCACCCGCAGCGGGCACCCGUUGCACGUAUGCACGUAGUGGGGCCGACAUUGGGUCGACAUAAUAACAUAAUUAUUAGCACCGAGUGGGCACAACACAAAGGGACGGUGGAAAAGCGACACGAGCGGGGACCCUUUAACACAUUUUUUAACAUAAUGACAUUAUGUCCGAAGACAAUGUGAGUGGAUAAUUUAUGCGCGCGAAGCAAAUGGAUGAACAGCGUACAUAUUAAUAACAAUAGUAAAGUAAUAUUAACGAUAAUCGUGCUACAUUAAGCCCGCCAGUGGUGGUGGGUGCGUACGUGACGUGAAAUAGAAAAAAAAAACGGGAACGAAAUCCCGUUUCAAAAACAAACCGUAAUCCCUCCCGUGGGAAGAAAAACAAGGAAUGAAAAUGCUAAAUGUUUGGUGUUUGGAGUGAGUGGAAGAGGUUUGGAAAAAUGUAUGAUUUAUUGACGGUUACCGGGGCGGCGGAUAAGGGCGCAUUGAGCCAAUGCGAGAAUUAAUGUCCGCCAGCUAGUGGUUAACCGGCAGCGAUUGAGUGGUUACGAAGCGCGUGACAAGCCUUCCAAAAACAAUAAGUAUAAAGGUUGAUAAAAGCAAAAAGAAAGCUGCUUAAGCGCUUAUUAAUAGAGCGUAGCAUCAGUGAAGCUGCCUAAGCGCUCGUUAAGAGAAUGGUUUAGAAAAACCGAAGCGGGAAACUAUAUAAACUAUAAAACAAAAUUCAACCCCGGUGAGCACACUCACCAAACAUAUCGGUUAGCUGCCUCGACAACUAACCCCAACAGCGCACCCCGUCAACACCGGAAAGCUGGACCACGCACCGGUUUCCAUGAUGGCCGGCUACCGGCAUCUACCACCGCAUCACCAAGCCCGGCCCGGGAUGUACCAUCCGCUGGCCGGGCACGGUAUGCUUUAUCCGCCGCAGCCGGCCCACGGUGGCCCCACCAUGAACAGCCUGCAGCAGCAGCAGCAGCAGCAGCAGCAACAGCAGCAACAGCAUCAACAGCAGCAACCCGGUGCACAAAUGUCCUCACACUCCCACCAUCCCCAGCAGCAGCAGCAGGGUGGCGGCUCAGCAGCUGGUCAUCAUCAACCACCGAUACCUCCACCGUUACCUCCGAUGCACACGAUGCACCCGCAGCAAUCGCAGGCGCAUCAUCCGGCCGCCGCCCAUGCACAUCCGCCUCAUCCGCACCAUAUGCUGACGCGGCACUACCUCGGCAUGCACGCGGGCCAUCCCCGGUUGCACGGGCUCAACAUGACCUCCAGUAUGCCACUGAAUGCAAAUGGUGAGCCGAUCAAACUUCCGGACAAUUUGGAGAGUUUACCCCGGGCAGACCAUUUCCCAACCCAGCGACACCGGUGGAAUACCAAUGAGGAAAUUGCGGCCAUCCUAAUCAGCUUCGAUAAACAUUCCGAGUGGCAGUCGAAGGAAGUUAAAACGAGACCGAAAAGCGGCUCGAUGCUGCUGUACUCGCGCAAAAAGGUGCGCUACCGGCGCGACGGCUACUGCUGGAAGAAGCGCAAGGACGGCAAAACGACGCGCGAAGACCACAUGAAGCUGAAGGUGCAGGGUACGGAGUGCAUCUACGGCUGCUACGUCCAUUCGGCCAUCCUGCCCACCUUUCAUCGGCGCUGCUACUGGCUGCUCCAAAAUCCGGACAUUGUGCUGGUGCACUAUCUGAACGUGCCGUACCCGGACGACAACAAGAUGGCCGUGAUCACGCCCAACCUCGCGCUGUGGGGCGACAAGAAGGAGUGGACCAAGGAGGAGUUGGUCAGUCAGCUGAAGCCAAUGUUUUUCCCCACAGUUUUCAGCGAGGACGAACCGGACACGGCGAACGAGAUCGAAAUCUCGACCGCCGAAACGGUGGAAGCGAUCGUGAGCCAGCUGAUGGAGAAGCAACGCAUGGCCCGCCAGACGGCGCUGGUGAAGCAACUCGAGUGUGGCUGCCCGGACGCAAACUGUGCCGACGGGAAGUCCUGCUCGCAUCCGAUGCGCCGUAUCAGCGCGGCCAAGAGCGUCCAGGAGCUGGGCAAGCGGUCGGAUGGGCAUGCGGGCGGUGGUGGUGGUACGGCACCGAACGUACUGAUCGGUUCCAGGAUGUAUCCCCGAUGGUUGGAUAAUCGAAGGAUGGCGACGGGACGGGUCGAGCAGCAGCAGCAGCAGCAGCAGCAAUCGCAACACCCGUCCUCGCACACCAUCCUCGACCCGAACGGGGCGCGUGCCAUCACGCCCAAGACGCUCGACACGUCGAUACACUUCCAAGUCAUUCCUACCUCGGUGCAGAAUUCAAUUAGGCCCGGCGGCAAUCAGAACGCUUCCGCCCUGGGGACGCUGAGCAUCAGCAACGGUAGCUCACAAUUAACAAGUGUCAGCGGUCACAUUACAAACGGCAUCGUCGGCUCGCAAGCCAAUCAUCUCGGUGGGCAUCGGUCGGCCAUGAUUAUCACAAGCAAUCAGCAUCAGCAGCAGCAGCAGCAACAGCAGCAGCAGCAACAUCAUCAACAACAGCACCAACAUCACCAACAUCCCCAGCAGCAUCCCAAUGUGCAUGGGCAUCCUCACCACGGGCAUCCUCAUGCCCAACAGCAACAUACGCUUACGAUGAACGGUAACAGUAAUUCGUCCAACAGCAGUAGUAACGGCAGCAACAGCAACAACAGUACCAGUAAUAAUAACACCAACAACAGCAACACCAGCGUAAGCACCAGUGUCGGUAGCAAUCAAUUAGCCACCCUCGGCCACUCGAGUCAAGUGACGGCGUCGAACGGCACCGACCGGCCGAACGCUACGAACGGCGUACCUGCGACUGCUCGCGAUGCGAACAUUAAUCUUAACGGCAGCAACGAGAAUCAUAUAUCAAUGAUCGGUUCCACCGGUCAGGGCAGCAAUCGUGCAUCGAACGGCGGCGGUGGCGGCGGCGAUUCGAACGCUACCAAUGGCACGCUGUCGAAUAGUGGAGGCAGCAACGGCGGCCAGAGCCAGGGUACGACGGUUCAUCAUAAUCGAAUCUCGGUCAAUGGUAACGGUGCAACAUCGACACCGCCGCUGGUGCUUAGCUUGGGGCAGAACCUUGGAGGACCGGGCAGCUUGCUGAUACUGAACCAAGGCAACCAGCAGCAGUCGUACGUUUGUCAGCAGGCGCAGCACCAGAAAGCGAACGACGGCAAGGACCACGAUGGGUCGAUCAAGACCGAAUCAUCCGCUGGUUCGGUGGCGAAGCAGGAAAUGAUGGACGCGUCAUCUUCGCCCGUCCCUUCACUAUCGCACCAUCAGCAGCGACAGCCGUCCCAGCAGUCGAACAGCUCCCCGUCAUCCGCCACUGGCGGCAGCUCCGAUAAGCAAUCGUUCGAUAGUCUGUUUGGCUAUCAGGAUCAGACACCGAUGGCCAGUCCGGUACAAAGCAUGGAAAGUAGCAGUGGCGGCGGUGGCGCUGGUGGUUCCGGUGGUGCCCCAACAACGCACCACCACGACAAUCUACCGUUCUUCAACGAAACGCUCGAUUUGUCGCAGGAAGAUAUACAGAAGACGCUGAGCGCCAACAUGCCGCUCGGGGGGCAUGUCGCCGGCCACGACACUGCGCCGACCGAUGACGCCAUGAACGGGGAGAUCAAUCCGAUGGACUUUAUCGAGAACUGUGGCGAUAAUCACGGCACGGUCGAUGACGAUGUGUUUGUGAAUCUGGACGCGUUCGAUAUGCUGGUAGAGUUCCCCGAGCUGGAGCUGGAUGCGAAGAGCGAGUUCCUGCGCUCGGAUGACGGGACGGACGACACUGCCGGUGGGGCGGGCGAUCUCGCCGGUGACAGUGGCAGUGAGCUCGGCCAGUACAAGCAUCAGGUACAGAGUGCAUCGCAGCAGCAACAGUCAUCGCAGCCGCUGCCGAACGCGUCCACCAUAACGGACUUUAGCCCGGAAUGGGCGUACCCGGAGGGUGGCAUCAAGGUGCUGGUGACCGGGCCGUGGAGUGCCAGCUCCGCCUAUACAGUAUUAUUCGACUCGUUCCCGGUGCCGACCACGCUCGUGCAGGACGGUGUGCUGCGGUGCUACUGCCCGGCGCACGAGGUCGGCAUCGUGACGCUGCAGGUCGCCUGUGAUGGUUUUGUGAUAUCCAAUGCGGUCAACUUUGAGUACAAAUCUCCGCCAAAGUUCGAGACGAAGUGCGAGGGCAACGGGAACGAUAUGCUGUACAAGUUCAAUCUGCUCAACCGGCUGGAGUCGAUCGACGAGAAGCUGCAGAUAAAGGUUGAGCCGGGAGAGCUGCCGGAGGAUACGCUCCUCUUCAAGCAGAAUAACUUUGAGGAUCGACUUGUGAACUACUGUGAAACGCUUACCGCUAAAAUGUGGCGCUCUGUAACACCUGGUCCGUUCAUCGAUAAACACCAGGGCAUGACGCUGUUACAUCUGGCGGCAGCUCUCGGAUAUGCCAAGCUGGUACGCACGAUGCUUACCUGGAAGGCUGAGAACUCCAAUGUCAUACUGGAGGCUGAAAUCGAUGCCCUCAGCCAGGACAAGGACGGUUACACGCCGCUGACACUGGCCUGCGCCCGGGGCCACACCGAGACGGCGAUCAUACUGUACAAGUGGAACCAGAACGCGCUGAACGUGCGCAACAACGCGCAGAAGGGCCCGGUCGAGGUGGCGCGCGACUACGGCCACGGUGAGCUGGCCCGCGAGCUCGAGCGGCAGGAGAAGGAGCGGCUCAGCCAGCAGCAGCGCACACCAACCAGUGCUUCCAUUCCGACGCUUGCCUCCAUCACGUCGUCGACGACGGCUUCUUCCGGCACGCAUUCCUCCGCUUCCUCCGCUUCGCCAAACGCAUUGCCAACCAGCUGCUCGAACCACUCUUCCAGCGCCUCCUCACCGUCGGCCUCGCCGGCCCAAGCGUCCCAGGAUCUGCUCAGCAAUCUGAACGAAAGCAAUAGUAGCAGUAGCAAUGGUAGCAACACCAGCAGCAACAGUAGUACAGCUGACUGUAAAGCCCCGGACGGUAAUAACAACCUGCAGUCGGGUGGUAUGAGCAGUGAUCUGCACUCGCUGACGAACGAUGCAUCCGGGACGAUGCACAACUUCCUGAACCUGAACCAAAUCUUCAGCUACGGCGAGGGCCUGCACGGGGCGAACAGCGAUAGCUGCAGCAACGACAACUUCGGUCUGGUGGCGGCCUUCAAUCCGUCCCUCUCGCCGACGGGUCUUUCGCCGUACAGCGAGAUGAAGGGUUCCUGCUCGUCCACCGGGUCGCAGGGCGGCGGUGGGCUACACUACGGGCUGGAGAACACCAACUCCAAUCCGAUGCUCUCGAACGCACUGUCACCGAACUCGGACAGCAACCGCAGCCAUGACGGUGUGUUCUUGCGGCCCGGUGCCGUCUACUCGAGUCAAAGCCCACCGGGUGCGCGGCUCUCCAAGCGCUCGUCGAUCGACAGUGGCAUCAAUAUGGACAACCGUUCGGUGGCGCUCAGCCGCACCGGGAAAGCGUUCCGCGAGGCACAGCGCACAAACCGGAUGGAUCGAAGCAUGUCGCUUCCGCUCGCAUCUGGCGGCGGUGGUGGUGGUGGUGGACAGCCCAGUGGCAAGAAUCAACCCGGCACACCGUCCAGCACGGCCGGGGGCGAUCGUGAGACGGACAGCUUCUCGCUAUCUCUAAGCGAACGCACCACGGAGUCGCCGUCGCAGGUUUCGAGCAAUGUUUCGUUGCUGUCACCGUUGCGCAAGAUGGACUUUGCACUGUGUGAGGUUUCGGCUACGGAAACCAGCCCGAUGUGCGAAGACGCCGACUCGUUGCAGGAGGACGACUGUCACCAUCAGCUGCCUGACAGUAUGGAUAUGGGUCCGGGGACGAGUGGGAACGGUGCCGGUGCCGUGACGAAUGCCGUAGGGGAUUCCGAUGCAAAGGUGCUUACACUUGCCGAACAGAUCAUAGCCGCAAUGCCAGAGCGUAUCAAGAACGAAUCGGAAGAAACCAUGUACCUUGGCAGUCCGCUGCCGGACUCCCUGAACGAGGAUACGGCCGGUAUGGGCAUACUGAACGACACCUUCAUGGAACCGUUGCUCGAUUCGCUCCCUUCGUCGCAGUUCGAUCAGGAGUUCAAUUUCGAGUUCAGUGAUCAUAACUACCGCUACCAUGACGUUGGUACACCCUGCUCAAGCCUCAGCCCGGCAUCGUCCGGUCCGCUACAGUCUCCUGCCAGCUAUUCGAUCCCGCAAGAUCAUCCCGUCGGCUCGCCGAGUCCACCUCCAACUACGCAGGAUUUCACCGAGUUUCUCCAAUCAUCGAACGCAACUGUACGGCCGUUUGAAGCCGAUUUCUCUAACCUAAAGCUAAAUGAUCGUGAGCAGCGUGAGCUGUACGAGGCGGCCAAAUGCAUCCAGAAGGCGUACCGAUCGUACAAGGGGCGCAAGAGCCGCAUGGAGGAGCAGGACAAGGAGCGUACAGCCGCCGUCGUGAUACAGAACUACUACCGGCGGUACAAGCAGUACGCGUACUACCGGCAGAUGACGCAGGCCGCCCUCGUCAUCCAGAACGGCUAUCGCUCGUACUGUGAGAACAAGCGGUUCAAAAAGUCACAAACCGCCCAACAGCAGCAGCAGCCGGUGACGAGCAGCGAGGAGGACAAGGCGUCCGCCCAGUGUCUCGAGACGUACUACCAGAACUUCCGCAACGAGCAGAAGCAGCAACAAUCGCCUCAGCAGCAACAGCAGAACAAUCAGCCAGGUGGUUCCGGCUCGAAGGAACCGAGUCCGUCGGGUCCCCUGAAACGAACUUAUUCGCAACGAACACAAAAUCAGGCCGCUAGGAAGAUCCAGCAGUUUAUGAGACAAUCGAAAAACAAUACUUGGGAUGAGCAAAUGACUAACUUGGCUACAGAGAGAACGAGCCGAAAAAGAGAGGCUGGUCCACCUACGCAGGGUGGAGUACCUCCAAAGCUUGCAGUGUCACGAACAGCCCGAGGCUCCACCACCUACCAGCGCUCCAAGGUGAACUGAAACAGGACGCGAGCGUACGGAUGGCGCUACCCACACGGAACACUGUUCACGCUCGCCCGAAUGCAGCCAGUUUGAUGGAAACUCAUCGAAGCUAGGCGUAGGCGUGUAAGAAAGGAAAAUUGUUGUCGAAUUAAUUGCGUUACUUUUUACAACGAUUUGUUUUGUCAGGACACUUGUUCACGUUUUUUUUUGAUUAUUUAACCGAUUUUGGGUUCUCACACACACAUACACACACCCGUUGACGUUACGCAUGUAGUGUGAGUGUUAAUUUGUUUCUGUUGUUUUGUUACUUGUAGAAAGUUAAGCAAAGUUACGUUUUAAAACAUUAAAAAGGCAAAACCGUCCCAACGUUGCGUUAUGUUGCGUUACCAUUGUUUCAAGCGGCGUUACCCGGUGUGGUUGAAAUGUUUCACAGCAAGCGCUGUGCGGUGCGUGAAAUGUUUCUGAAACCGCUAAGCUAGAUGGCGCUAGUAUUGUGUUGAGAGAUUUCAGUGCGGAAUCUUUUGAACGAGCAGCUCGUUUAAAAUAAUGAUGAGGCGGCAGCAGCAUUGUGAAACAAAAAAUAUUGCAACUAAAGCGUGUUGAUGAUGGGAGACGUUUAAUCUGAUACCUGAACUUUUAGUAGAAAAUCUAGUCUAAAUAACGUUCUCGCACACCACCUUGUGCGGGUGGUUGGGAAAACAACACACACACAUUGAGAGAGAAAUGGGGACAGAAAGUAGAACAACAGCAACACAAAAGCAAAACAAAACACUGAGAAAAAUGUGAUUUAAGCUCUUUUUUAAAACACGUGUAAAAUGUUCGCCUAUCUCGCGAGCGACUGUUAUUAGAAUCAGCCGAGACAGUGUUUGCCAUAGUACAGCUGUACAGCCAGAGAUAGACUUAUUUUCCCGUGAUAGGAAUGCGAUGUGGUUGAGAUAAAAAGACGAGUUAGACAGAAGAGUUUAGAAAAGUUUGAACUCGACACUGAACGGUACGAAAUAGUGCUAGAAAUAAUUAUUUAUAGCAAAAAAAAAACACUAGUGACUGGCCAUCCUCUCGGUCGAUUACGGUAAUGUUAGCAGUGGUAAGGUACUGUAAAUAGGAAAGGAGAGAAGCGUAGUUUGCAAAGCAAAACCGAGUGAUUAGGUUUGCGCGUUUUGGGCCAGUUGGGCGCAAUUGUACAGCAGAUUGUAGAGCAGUUGUUACUGGUUCAUUGUUUUAUUUAACUGAUGAAAAUCAACUUUUUUACACUACUAGAGCAAAGCGUAGCGGUUGUUGAGGCGUAGAACAAACAGAAACAGAAUCAACAUCUAUUUAUUAUAUCUGACGAGAUCGAGAAACCUAAACUUACACGCUAUAAAUAGGAGCAAAUAAGCUACUAAACUAGAGUCUAAGCUAGCUCUUUUCUCUUUCUAAGGCAAAAAACGGACGAGUAGACGAGUAUUUCAACCUGACGGGCUGAUGUAUAUAGCAAAAUAGUUGGAGCUGGGGUUGUAGAGCGUCAAACAGUGAUUUUCUAUUUGAUUGUUAACUUUUGUUAAAUUGAUCUAGAUGCUAGAAACUGGUAACUAUCAAAACAAACACAUGGCACACGAAAAGCACGUACAGGCAAACGGUGUGCUAGUAUAACGCACCUAGUUUGUGUGAAUUUGUGUGUGUGUGUGUGUGUGUGUGUGUGUGUGACAUGUGUACGUGUGUUUAUGUAAAGAUAUUGCUAAUAAUUACACACUCUUUAGCGAACAGAAGAGAAGGACAAGGAUGAUAAAAACAGCAAACACAAGCAAACGAAAGCGAUCGAAGCUACCUAAUGUAGACAUUAUAUACAUUAAAGUGACAUAUACAUAUAUAGAUAUAUAUACAAGCUAACUAUUUAUCUCUUUUUUACAACGUUUCGAAGCGACAAAAGUGUGUAAAAGAAAACCAAAACAAAAGCAAACUGACACAACGUAGCCACAUACGCCAUUCAAAAACGUCUGUUUCAAACGCGAUCUAGUGAGUAAAUUUCAUCCCUCGCCUUUCCCCCCCCCCCCAUUUGCCGAUCGUAGUUAAGCCGAAAGCAAAAGGACGUGCAGUGCAGUGAAUGCUGAAAGCAACAACAACGGAAGAGGGGGAGGGAGGCAGGGAGUAGUUUUUCGAUGUUUUGUUCAGUCUCUCCAGGGUGACACUGUGUGCGUCCAUCUUAUGACUUUCGAAAAGGAGUAAUAAAAUUUCAAAAAUCUAUCUACAAGCAAACUGUCGGUACGACUGGGUCAAACGAGGUCGCGGUUGAAUCAAAUCAAAGCAACAACAAAAACAACAAACCUCCAUAACUGAUAAGGAUGAACGAGCCGUUUUGCAGGCAGCGGAUGAAAAAGCGAAACGAAAGCAAAAUAAACUGCAAAUCAAUCUGCUCGAGCAAAGAACGAGGUGCUGUAUGGUGGAGUUUAGAUAAAUAGGAAAAAAAGAGGAAAAAGAAGAUGAAUAAGAAGAAGAAAAAGAAGAAAAAGAAGAAAAAGAAGCAGAAAGGAAGCGGAGUUCAGAAGGAAAUGAAAAGAGGAGAAUAGAAGCAGCAAAGCAAAAUCAUGUGACAAAACGAAAAAAGAAGAACUUUUGAACUUAAAAACAAUUUACACUCUCUCAGCUACUUGCCAUUUUGCACUAUUCGACUUUCCAAAUCACGAAUCCACACACCUACACAUACAAGCGGAUCGUUAACUAACUUUAAUGAUUAUAUAUAUAUACAAACAAUAAUAUAAUAAUGCUAAGCGAAUAAGAAAAAUGGAAUGAAGGAUGAAAUAGAGAGAAAGAAGGAAAAAGUAACGUUGAUUGAAGCACAUUCGUACACGAUUGUAGAAAAAAAAAGAUGGGAAAACUAUAUAUUUGACAGAGAGAAGCGAUUAUAGCUAUAUAUAUAUACAUACAUGCAAACAUACAAUUCAUGCAUAUACAUACAUACCUACAAUACAUACGUGCAUACUAUUACCUACUUACCUUACAGUUUAAGCGCGAAGUUCAAGCGACAAAGUUAAAGACGAGUUCCAGUUACUGAAACAAAAACAAAACAAAACAAAAAAAACAACCUUUUUCUCCAUCUGCAACAAACAAAAAAAAAACGACAACAUAAAAGAGAUAAAACACACAACACUAGAAAAAUUGAUAGAUGACAAAUGAUAGGUAACGGUUUAAGCAUUCUUUACAUUCUUCUUGCGAUAGGAAGUAGAAUAGGAAUAACAAAAAAACGGUUCGAAAAAAAGAGAAAGAAAAACAAAAAAUGAAAAACCAAAAAAAAGCACAUAAAAACAGGAAACAGACAAACUGCGUACUUAAACCUACUAACCAAAACAUCAAAUCUUCAAAUCAUUGCAUCAUUUAACGCAAAUUAUGAGAAGGAAGCAAAACAUAUGCGAAAGAAAAGAAAGAAAACAACACAAAUAGGAUAGCGCUAGUAUAAGGAUACAUUUAAAUAAAACAAGAACGAGCAAGAAGUUAGCAACAGAAGAGCCAACCAACACAAUUGGAGGGGAAUUGAGCAAAAGCAAAAGCAGUAUGUCGGUCAAAAGAUAGCUCCAUUUCGAGCUUUUGUAAACGACAGGCGCAAUAUUGUGGAACUAUUUUGUUGAGUGUUUUAUGAAGUUAAUACCGACAGCAGCACAAAGGAAGAAACAAACGGAAUGCUAACACAGAAAAAAAGGUAUAAAAUCUCUCUCCAACGUUGUAACGAUUGAAGAAUGAAAUGUAACGCGUUUUUAUUACACCGUACGGUUGCGGUCCCGUUUGCUCGUUGACGUAUUGUCUUUUCGCUUCCACGAAACACGAACAGUAUUGCAGCUAUGUGAGCAGUGAAUGACACGGUUACUUCAUCAGCAAUAACUAUCGUACGGUGCACAGCUUUAACAAAAAAAAAAAGAACUGGGAUCGAACGAUCCACGAUCCUUUCGAUCGCCACUCUUGUUCUGCUUGUGAAGCGUUUGCUCUUGAAUUUUUGGUAGUUUUUCGCAAAUUAUGAAUGCAGCAGCAAUCUCGUUCACAAAACCUCUACUCUUGAAAGCAAUAAUAACUCCUUGUUUGAACAAAAUAAUAAUAAUAAAUAAUAAACCCAAAACUAAUUCAAUCGAUCAAAUCGAUUGCACUCCCAGACCUGUACCGCUCUGUUUUUGCACCCUCCCUGCACGGCAAAGCACCUGUCAGAAACUUUGAGAAAGAAGGCUUCCGGCCACGAGCGGUCACAAACGCGCAGUAGCAGCAGCAGCAGCAGCCAGCGUGUCAAUUGGCUACUAAAAUCAUAUCAAAGCUCAAGCGGGGGGAGGAUUGAGGUGCCGAUUGGAGCAAAAGUUACGCAUCAGUUCCUUCUUUAACGAAAAACGAAAAUCACGCCCCCGGCACGUGUGAGCUCAUUUUCACGGCAGUUUUGUUGUUGUUGUGUGCGUAGUCUUUACACGAAAAGAAAUGGUUCAAAGUCAACUCGCAAGGCACAGUGGGCUGUGAGAAAACAGCAGCAUUCCUAAUUGGGGAAGUACAAACGCGCGCAAGCGACUCCAACGAUGAUGCAAGGAAGCGGUGAUGCGUGACAGAUGAGGCUAGCCUGGUGCAUAAUUUUUGCCCUCCCCCUGUCACUGUCAGUUAAGGCCAGGUCGGAGCAUCUUUCUGAUAGCUUUUGGCCCGACUUGGGAUUACAUCGUGGUACUGUAAUAGGUAAAAAAAACCAGAAGAUAAGCGACGUUUGAUUGAUCCUUUUUGGGUGUCAUUGGGUGCAAUAUGAGCCCCAAUUACAGCCUUGCAGACCUCCUUUGCUCUUUAUUUCAUUUUCAUUUUCCCUAAGCAGCUCGCUGGUAGCUUUGAUUUCGUAGAACAGUAUGGAAAGAGUAUCAUAUCAGGGAAAAUGGCAAAUGUUGUUGAGGUUAAAGCCAUGUAUAAAACAAGUAAGCAAAAACAAACAAAUAACACAUUAAAAAAACAACUUAAUACGUCCAUGGGAAAAAAAAGAUACAAUACAAAAAUCCCACAAUCAUACACCACUAAACACACAGUGCACGGAUGCAAUUUCUCAAUGCUACAAUUAGGAGGUAAACAAACACACACGCAAAACUACUCACUAAAAAAAGGGAGAAGGAAAUAAAACAACGGUUGUGUCAGAAAUCAGAUUUGAGGAGUUGCUUUAGCAAGAACGUUUCAAACCACACAGCAUUCCUGUGUGUGUGUUUUUUCUCCAGUUUAAUUUCUCUCUUUUUUAGAAACGAACAUUUCUUCCUCCCCGGUUCAGGUUCAGUAGGAGCUUGAACCUACCAAGAGACAGCAGGCACGUUAAAAAAACACUCCAAAAGUAUUAAAAACAAACACUUUCCCUUUAAAUAAACUACACAAACGAACACAAACCACAAGCACAUCUCAUCUCCCAGUGUGCAGCAUCUAGAGUGAUCUAUUGAAGAAUUUAUCUAGCUAGGGCCACCUUGUAGCGCACAAAAGUGCAACCAAAUUUACCCACUUUUGCGUAGAUGCAGAACCUUUGAUAUAGAGAAAUGAACACUGCAAAGCGAAUGGGAAGGGUGUUCAUAGUGAUGUAGAGUAUGCAAUUUGAACUAACUUCUUUCUACCUAUCUACUCACUCUACUUUAAACAUUACAAAUAAAUACAUACACACACAAAAAACGGCGGUACACACCCGUCCAAGCCGCUUUAGUAAAUCUCGCAGAGGACAGAGACACAACCACAUCCACAUUUGGAUAGCUGGAACUGGGAAAACGGCAAACAGUUUAACUAUAUUUUUAUACACCAAAAGGCAAAGCGACUUAUAAGCAAAGCUAUACAAACAAAAGUGUAAAGAGACGAGACGGGGUUCUUUUGCACGUACACACUUACAACAAUUAUACUUAUUAUUCUCUCGUUCCCUUCUCGCUCUUUGCCGCUUGCUUACUUUCUUCUUAGCACUUUAGGCGUUUAGAAGAAGGUGGAACAAAAACACGCGAUAGAAGACGCUAUAAGCAAUCAUGGGUCUUCUUCUACUACUGAUAGUGAUAACUAACUAGCAAGAUUCUCGCGAUCGAUCGAGAAAAAAAAAACACAUUGACAGCAAAACAAAAGGGGAAGAAAAACGGAUGAGCCAGUGAGCAAACAGCAGCAGAAGAAGAAGAAGAAAAAACAGGUGGAUAGAGCAACUAACCAAAAUGAACCUUUUCCCCUCUCUAAACAAUCUACCCAAGAACGUGUUCUUUCAUUCCAAACCAUUUCCAAACCAGUAGCGGCGAUCGGGGCGGCGUGGAGAGCGAUUGUCGAGUAGCUUUUCUGCAUGUAGUGUAGGUUUUUAGGAAGACGAAAAUACAACAAAUAUCACAACCCAAUGAAGAGCAUUUUCUCUCUCCAUUUUGGCUAACAUUGGAAGAUCGCUUUAACCUUUAACACGAAAAACUACACAAACAUACACACAUACGAGCAAUGGAACACAGAUAGAGCAAUGGAAAGAGCAACUACCUUUAUUAUCCCGCUCGUUGUUCUCUUCUCUUACCUUAAUCUGUUGUCAUGUUGUAAGCAGAGAUAAGGAGGUGAUAACGUUUCCCAAUCACGCUAGAGGACAGGGUUGUUUUGAGAUGCACGUAUACACAAUUCUCACUCACACACAGUUGUUUCGAUUCUCGAGGAUCACUGUCCUGUACUUCUUUCCAAAACAAAACCGAAAUUAAAAUGAAAUUUCUUCAACAUAGAGUACUUAAUAAAACACUUUAAACACACCUGCACACCUGGAAAGGACGACAACGAGUGAUUUUAGAAACUAAUCAGCACGAAUCAGUGAAGCUAAUAGUUUGAACAGAGUCCACGCCUUUCCACGAGCCCUAGUCUUGUAGGAUGCGCACAUACUUAUCAAACGAUUAAAUAAAACCGGUGACAUCUACCUAACCCCUAAACAUCAACUCAACUACCAAUUACUCGUGCAAGCAAAGCAAGAAAAAUGGUACUAAAGAAUGAAUCCAGUUAGAGAAGAAGUUAAAAAAAGAAGCGGUAAAUAGUGAGGUGAAAUGAGCAUGAAGCAAACAAGCACUUAAAUAUACUAAAAGAAACAAAUACACACACAUACACCCGGCACGGAUAGAACGGAAAGGGAAAACAGAGAACGUGAAAAGAUUGCAAAAAAAAGAGAAAAAGAAAAGAGAACAAAUAAAAAUAAACAAGCAAGCUUUAACAUAUUUUUAAACGAAUGCAUACGCUCAGAAGCACGAUGACAUAAAAGAUAAGCAAAAAAAACGAAAAGCAAAGGAGGAGAGGAAUACAAAGGUAUAAAUAAAUAUUAUAAAUAAAUUCUCCACACAUCCCAUGCGAAAUGGAUACACAAUUAACUAAAAGUUCGAUGAAUGAAAACAAGAAAAAAGCAGUAACGUGUGCAAUUGCAGUGGCAAGACACGAGAAAUGAAAGUGAAAAUAUGCAACAGCAAAAACAAAAACAUUAAGUAAGGAACACCAACAAAAAAACAACAAGCAAACAGUUACAAAACAAGAACAUUUAAAUAAAAAUGGCAUUUCCUGUGACAAAUCAAGUUUAGUGGCGUGUCUCUGUACACUGCGCGGAGACGAAGUCAAGCAGCUGAACAAGCGGCAAGCAGAGAAACAACUAAACAAAGACAAAAUAAAGCAAAAAUCUUUCAAACCAUACUGAAUUGUUUUGUGUGUGUGUGGGUGAGUGUGUGCAAACCAAACUCGAUCGUGCUUGCCUGCGGUAUGUUGACUGGCAACAGAUGGAAGAUGCACCUUUGAUAAUUGAAUAGAGACAAAUCUCCAUACCACACACUCACUUGAGUACUGUUUGUCUUACUACUAGCACUCGUUUUUGACGCCUGGCUGCGGAAAGCUUUUCGCAGCGGUGCGCUUCGUUCAUCUCUCUAGCUCUAGCUCGGCCACCCUCUCACAUACCUACAUCGUCGAAGUCGAUAAAUCAGCAAUCAUCGGAGAGAAUUUUGAGAAAAGUCUGAUAGUUUGUUUGUUUAUCACCUGGUCGGUUGAUGUGUACGUCUAAAAGUAAUGCACAGGUGCAAAGUCUAUAGAACACAACACAACCCUUCCCCAUGAAACACUGAAGGUAAGGAAGACACAGGAAAGCUUUCCCAAAAUCACACACAGCACAGAAACAAAUAAAGAAUAAAGAGAUGAAAAGCAUUUCGGUUGUGAGCAGUUUAGCUUCCGUGCUGCAUCCAUCCCGUUUUUGCAAACGUUUCGUUUCCCUUCCCAGAAAAGUGAGAGGCUAAGGCACCGAAUACAACUAGCGUACUUUAACGUGUCUAUAAGCACUAUCGGAAAGCGUGUUCUCCUGUUUCUUGUUCAAACGAUUAAGCUAGACAAGUUUUGUCACCUUUCCUACUGAAUAAAAAAGCUCCCUAAAUGCCGGUCGUCAACCGGCAAGAAGUGAGAACACUUACGUAGCAUUAACACUCGUGUAAGAUUGUGCAGGCAGGCAAGAAACUAUAGCUUUAAAACAGUUUGCAUCUUUAAGCGUUCUCUUAAAUGGUGAAGCCAAAUGGUCUAUUUGCUCCAGUGUGAAACGAAUUAAAAAGUAAAACAAAACGAGCACGUGCUUCACUUACUGCGUUACUUUAGUUUUGUACCAUUUGCUGUUCAUUCAUUGUGCACGUUGGAGGGUCAGAAAAAAACAGAAAAGAAGUCACCUUGCUAGUGGUAUUAGAAAGAGGUGUGUGCGUUAAAACAUCUUCCUAUUCUACCUAUUGCUAAUGCAUAGUGCGUGUUAAUAUUGGUAAAGUUUAAUGAAAGAAAUGGAAGGAACAGUGGGUAACAGGAAUACCAAAAGCAGCAAACAAACACAUUGAAAAUAAUGCAUGACAAUGCAAAUGCACGGUUCACAAUCUUGACAUACAUUUACACGCGUUUUGGGGACGAGAACGAGUGUAGUGAUAAGAAAGAUGCAGAAGGAGUAACGAAGACGGAUACUAUUUAAGUAAGCGAUUUGCACAGCAGCACCGUUGGAAGUCAAACUGCACCAUUCAAACAGAAUCUAGCAAUAGAAACAACGUACACAAGUCUAAGGAGAAAGAGAAAAGAAGGUAAAAAAACGAAACAAAAAGAGAGAAUAUAAGUAAAAGAGGUGAUGAUGAGAAAAAGGUAUAACAUAACAUAAACAUAGAACACCAAAAACGAAGAAAACAAAACAACAGACAAAUGGCUAGUAAGCGAUUAUCAAAGAGUAAAGUUGGAAGGAAAUGGUUUAACAAAAACGAGAUAAGCACUGUGCUUUUUGUUAUGGCUCCCCUGAGAAAGAUGAAAACCAAAGUAAAUAAGUUGCAUAUAACAAGCUGAAAAUGAAAAAAAAAAAAAUACGCUAGAAUGAGCAUUAAACAACAAGACACACCAUUGCGUUCAUAAAUGGAAAUGCUUGUUUGCACUUUGGCCAUCUUACUGUGUUUUGUGCUGUAUUUAAUUUAAGAAAGUAAUUGUAAAUAUGAGAUACAAAACAAACAAGCAAAACCACACUUACACAUUCAAGCCAACCGUUGAGUGAAAUAAAGCCCAAUUUGUGAGAAAAUCGAAUCAAAUUACCAUGAUGAUCAUUUAGCUCUGGGAGGGAUAGAAACACAGAUAAAAAACAAAUGCAUCUCAAUUUGGCAAACAGAACCGAACAGCAAACUUUACGACUGAAAAGCAUAUCCUACAAUUUCCGGUCAUCGUGUGGUCGUAUAUAAAUGAUCUAAGGAGUGCAAAAGCCGGGAACUACUUGUGCAAUUACAAACACACACCCUGAAGGCUCUCCAAAUUGUAUAAACCACUUGCACUUUACUUACAAACCGAAUCUCUCCCCAAAGAAAGCAUAAAAGAGAAGAAAUAAAAAAAAUACCCUCAUAAAAAUACCCUCUUUUCAACUGUUUUCUACUUGCAAAGCAAAUUCAUUCAAAGAAUGACAAACUAUUAGAACAAAUUGAGCACUGAAAGCGUUACUUGUUUAACUUCCAGCUCACCACUGGUGCGGUCAGUAUCCAUCUAUUUGUAACAUAUAUAAAUAUACUUAAAGUAACCUCUUCCCUUUUCCAACUUACACACUCUGUACCUUUUUGGGAUUAUGUAGAAACGUGUUUGGAAAGGAAUUAGAUCAUCCGCCGCCAGAUAAAAACAAAACAGAAUGCAUUCUUUCGGCAAAGGUUCACGUACUAGUUAUGACAGUAAACAGUAAAGCAAAGAACAAAACAAAACAAAAACUAACCUUAAACACUAUUAUCAAGUUUCCCUUGCAAACUCUAAUCUAAACGGUUUAUAGAUUGGUUUUGUUUCAUGAUCGCUAGCGGGACGUUAUGGGUGGGAUGAAAAAAAAAAACACACACAAAGAAAGAGAUAAAACUCACACAAUCACAGGUUACAGAAGAACACAACGUAACAGUGACAAAAGAAAAAGAGAAAUAACGCAACAAGAGAGAAAAAGAGAGAAAGAGAGAAAAAAGAACAUUACAACAAUUUUAACAAUUUCAAAAAUAAAAACACUUUAAAAAUGAGA